UGGGUAUAUAUACACCUGACAGGGGGGGGGGCUCUUAUCUGCUCCUCGACCGCCCUGCAUGUCUCGCUACGUGUUCCCGUCCACUGCUGGCUCCCACUCCUACUCCCCCUACCAACACACCGUCCCACCGCUCUACGCGACCUCUGCGCCGUCUGCACACAGUCACAGCCAGAGCCCGUACCACUCUGCCAGGCGCAACUCCCUCAGUGGCCACCCCGCGCCCUAUGCCUACUCUGCCUCGCAGGGCACCCACUACAGCACCCCCUCCCACCACGCCCAUAACACAGCAACCCAUCUAGUCGUGCCUGGCACGUCCUCCAGCCACAGGAGCAGGUCGAGGUCGAGGUCCAGCCACGGACACGGCCGCCCCACAUCCACACACACCCACUCGCGCAGUCACAGCCAGAGCCGCCACGCCCAACCCCAUGUCUACACGCCUUCGGCCGCACCCGUGUACCUAGAUGCCUCCCAUCACUCCACCCACCGUUAUCCCUCCACCCAUUCGCACCACUCACACCACUCACAUGCCCACUCCCACUCCUCCCACAACUACCCCAGUCGCCAGCGUACCACCUCCCUUGGUGAUCGUUUCAGGCGCUUCCUCGGUUUAGAUACCCCCCAUUACCACCACCAACAGCAUUACGCUAACGGCAAUGCCGGGCGCAGGCGCCAUAACUCCUUCUCUGGUUACAGAGAUGACAGUAAACUCCACAGGACCAAUACCACCCGCUCCGGGCCGUGGUUCUUUGGUCCUACCGAUAACAGGCGCUAUAUCGACGAGCACGGCAGGGAUGUGGACUAUCUUGGAAGGGUAAUUCACAGAUACUAAACACGAUUGCUAUGCAAUGUUCCGUUCCAUUCCACGUAUGUAUGUGGUAUGUAGAGUGUCGUCAGAUCGGACUCGUCUUCCAUUCUUCGCGCCAUAAUAGUACUUAU
Molecule: messenger RNA, 936 nt
Organism: Pisolithus orientalis
Lineage: Eukaryota; Fungi; Basidiomycota; Agaricomycetes; Boletales; Pisolithaceae
Exons: 2
Coding region: 59-829 (256 amino acids)
Source: RefSeq, a predicted model, not a curated record